Messenger RNA from Talaromyces rugulosus, 879 nucleotides. RefSeq lists its product as uncharacterized. Gene Ontology annotation, molecular function: oxidoreductase activity, acting on NAD(P)H, oxygen as acceptor. The record is from RefSeq and is a predicted model, not a curated record. The coding region runs from base 1 to 879 and encodes 292 amino acids. The transcript is spliced from 3 exons. Gene Ontology annotation, cellular component: intracellular anatomical structure. Lineage: Eukaryota; Fungi; Ascomycota; Eurotiomycetes; Eurotiales; Trichocomaceae.
AUGGCGCCCACAGCUGUUAUCGAGACCAUGCCAUCUUCUCCGACCCCGACUCAGAAUCCUAGCCAGACGCAAUCGGUCCCUUACCUCUUCGCCCUACAUGGCAAGACUAUUGCGAUUACCGGUGGCGGCCGUGGCCUUGGUAUGUCGCUAGCUUUUGCUGUGAUUGAGGCUGGCGGGCAUGUAGCCUGCCUUGAUAUAUUGCCGGCACCAUCGGAGCAAGAAUGGGCCAGUCUCCAGAAAUUGGCUAAUGUAUCCAAUCUGACGAUUUCUUACCACCAAUGCGAUGUGACUAGCGAGAUCGAGACAACCAACAAACUUGAGACUAUUGCACAAGAGGCGACUACAAAGGGAGCCCCGUUUUCGGGGAUUGUUGCAUGUGCGGGUAUACAACAACAAGUGCCAGCUCUAGAAUACGAUGCACAAGACUUUGAGAGGAUUCUACGCGUCAAUGUCACAGGAUCUUUCCUCACAGCCAAGAGAGCCGCGCGCAUUUUUGUCGACCAGAAGCAAGGCGGAAGUAUUGUGCUCAUUGCUAGCAUGUCUGGUCAGAUCGCAAACAGGGGCCUCACAUGCACUGCAUACAACGCUAGCAAGUCGGCUGUCCAUCAAAUGUGCCGCUCUGUUGCACAAGAAUGGGGAACACAUGGAAUCCGAGUCAAUACCUUGUCUCCAGGCCAGUAUAUCAAAACCGACAUGACGAACGCUCUUCUCGACGCCAAUCCAGAAGUCGAGAAAAUCUGGAUGGCCGGUGCUUUACUCGGAAGACUUGGUACGCCAGAGGACUUCAAGGCGCCAGCAGUGUUCCUUCUUUCGGAGGGCAGUUCUUUCAUGACCGGUGCAGACUUGCGUGUUGAUGGGGGCCACUGUGCCUCUGCAUGA